Boeremia exigua is the source of this 2010-nucleotide messenger RNA. RefSeq names its product T5orf172 domain-containing protein. NCBI's taxonomy places the organism in Eukaryota, Fungi, Ascomycota, Dothideomycetes, Pleosporales, Didymellaceae. Bases 244 to 1821 code for a protein of 525 amino acids. The record is from RefSeq and is a predicted model, not a curated record. The transcript has a single exon.
GUGGGCAUUGCGCGACUCCGGACGUCGCGCGCACGGACACAAUAAGGCUCGCUAUACCCGGUCGAGAGGAAGAAUCUUACUGGCCAGCGAAAAGCCGCUGGCGCUUAAACCGCAGUCGGUUUCUAAAAAUAAGUCGAGAGUUGGUCACAAUUCCCUCUCUUGCGCCUUCGUCUUCACUUACUGGUGUCCAUAUAGCUCGUUCAUUCCCCCCUUGCACAAUGGCUGUUCUACUCUCACUUCGAAAUGGCUGUACCAGACCCAGGUGUAGAAUUUUUCGUUAGCUUCCACGACAUCACCCCGAAUGAGCAGGGAAAAUGUAUAUAUUUCGUAAAGUCUCUCCGGGAAGACCGACGAUGCAAGUUUUACCGUUCCGACAAUAAGCGGGCAAUCGAAUUGCAUCGGAACAUCAUCGAAAGCGAGUCAGCAAAUGUUCCUGUUGAGGAUAUUCAGGAGUAUAUUCGGUCCAACUGUUGUGCCAAAGCGGGGCAUCGGGAUCUUGUCUUAUCCAGCCCACUUCUAAUUCCAUUAGUAGUACGAUGGCUAGAUGAGAUAAUGAUGCAGAAAUCCUUGGAAGAUGCCUCAAGGCCUUCGGCCCAGGAUACCACCCUUAUAUUAGCCAAGCGGACGCUGCGCGCUGAAAGUGUAGUCCCAAGCUCAUGCAGAACAUCUACUUUGUCGCCUAUCAAUUCAGCUACUACAGUCAAAACACCUUUGUCUAGUCCAUCAUCUACCCUUUUCGAUGGCCCAGAUGCGUCUAUUGUCAGACCAAAUCCGUUGCAAAGAGACGCAAGUUCAUCAUCACUUCCACAUGUCCCUUCGACAACCACACCAAGUACUACGUCACCUAUUUCAGAGCCUUCAGGGGCACAAAAACGAUACAAUCUUCGUUCUUCCGCUAUCGACGAUUCCCUCGCACAACUAAGGAGCCAAGCCGAACGUUUCUUGUUGGCAGAAUUCCAUCCUCAUAUAAAAGAGCCAACAUCUGAAGAUACUGUUGCAUGGAGAUUUUGUGCGGAUUUGAGUAAGGGAGAUAAUAGGCGAGACUUUCAAACAGGGUCGGUCUAUAUAUACAAUCGCGAAUCCUCCCCUGGUUAUGUCAAAAUUGGCUGGACGUCUAGAUCCGUCAACACUCGUCUAGCAGAAUGGUCAGAAUGCGGAUAUAAACCAAAUGAAGUGUUCAGGGUGACUGGAGUUCCGCAUGCGCAGCGUGUUGAGACGCUCACGCAUUUUGAGCUGAUCAAAGAAUGGCGUCGAGAGCGGCCUUGCCGAGGUUGUUUGGAGAAAGGAAAAGGAGAGAUACGUCAUCAGGAGUGGUUCGAAGUGAGCCCUGAAAGAGCGGAACAGGUGGUGAGCAUGUGGGCACAGCUUUUCAUGGAGUCCGAUCCGUACGAGCUAAACGGAUCGCUAAAGGACGAUUGGAAAAACGUUAUAGAUGUCAUGAAAUUGGACGGCGAGGCCAUUACUUCGAAAAGACUGUUGGAACACUACAAGACGACCGCCGCAAAAGAUACAGCGCUCGCUGAGACCACUCGAUCCACAAAGGAGGCGACAGCCGCAAAGGAAGCAGCGAUGCCGGCAAUCGUCAAAGAUCUACCAAAGCCAUCGCCUUCACCAAAUUCCGGCGAGCAGAGUCUUUUUCCAAUUUGCAAAGUAGAACAAGGAGAAGAGAAGCCACAGGCGAUCUCUAUCAAGGGAACGAUGUGCGCAUCCUUAGAGAGAGUUAAGACGAAUCCAUCUCAGGGCGAGCUAUCGCCAUCGAGUGUUCCAAUAGCUGACAUUGUGAAGAUUGAAGCAGAGGAACAACUAGUCUAUACUCACUGACAGAAGAUCUUUCCUACCUCCCAUUAGAUGUAAACCACCUAAAUCAGCCUCAGGUAUCUUUAGCAUCUUGUCCGUAAAUAUCGAAAUUCAGUUCUGAUUUAUCUUCCCAACCAGAAAUCCUCACUAGAUGAUUUGUCUCUAGAUGAGGUAUCUGUAAUAGAGCUGUCUUUAAGAUCAAUGAACAAUUAG